AUGCCUCUCAAGAAGUCAUACUCGGAGCAUGUUGGUCCAGGGCCAAAGAACCGCUCAUGGCAACGCUCGAAAAGCAACCCCAUCACUGCUCAAACCACGUCGCGACCUCUCGCCCCCGUAUCCGAUAAGACCAAGAACAAGCUGAACCAAUUCCAAUUCCAGUCCGCCGAUAAAACAUAUGAUGACCAAGAAAAUGAUGCGCCCGGCGGCCACCUCUCCGUUACUCCGUCAACAAAGUUGAGCUGGCGAGAUCUGAUGGAGACGAAUGUACCCAAGAAAGAGACCCAAACUUCGCCAGGCGAACGAAUCCUAUGGGACAAUGAACGAAACAAAGACGACCGCACCUAUGCUGCCGCCCUCUCCCCGAUGUUGCAAAGGAAAGGCCGGAAGCGUGCCAGGAGUUCUUCACCGGUGUCGUCCCCUGCCCCCGACCAACCCGCAACGCCGGCAGUGAACGUCAAGAAGCUCAGCGAGGCCCUCAAAUCGCCGCAUGCCGACCCAACCCUGGAGCUUUGGGAUCGAUUCUCUCUUAGUAGCAACGGCAACGUCACUCCCCUCGGCGUCUCGAACCCCGCCCUGGCUCACCUAAUGUUCUCCUCUUCUCCGCGCAACCUCAAGACUGCACCAGCCCCCGCCGGUGGCGAUGCUAAUUUGCGGAGAGCCAUAAGCUGCGGCCUCAAUUGGCCAAAGAGGAGAAGAGUAGACCGCGGAGAUGCGCCUUCAUUAACCAGCACGUUGACACGGGAGACGACAGACAGCUCCAAGAACUCUCUAGUCACGGCGUUGCUGGACACCGUCACCGGAAGCAUUCAAGAGGACAGCCCGCCACAAGAGGCGCCUGAGCCGCUGCCCGAGCAUGAUUUCGAGACACCAUCUCCUAAGAAGAGAAAGACGGAUACAAUGCGAAGGCCGCCGUCCUCACCAACGCCGAGACCAACCAGGAUUCCGAAUCUGCCGCCCCCGGGCAAGAGCUCUAAUACGGCUGUAGCAAAGGACCUGGGCUUAGAUAAAAAGAACGCUGCUCCAGCUGCCGAGUCCGACUAUGGCGACGAUGACUUUGAUGAGUUCGACGACGACACUUUCUUGGAACUAGAGGCCGGUAUGAGUCUUUCCAAUCCCCAGCAAGAGCCGACGCAGACUACCCCGGUGCCCCUGCCAGUUCAAGCAGCCAAGCAGGACAUCGCCGCGAUGGAUGACGAGUUUGAUGACUUGGAUGAAGACAUUUUCGAGGCCGCGGAAGGGAUCAUGGAAACUGCAGAGAUACACCUGGCGUCUCAAUCUGCAACAUCGGCAAAGCCUGCCUCCGCGCCGAGACCCUUACCGGCUCCUUUGGAUAACGACCCGGACGACGUCUUUGGAGAUGACUUCGGCGGAGACUUCGAUUUCGACGCUGCAGAACUCGCUGCGACACAGACCGCUCAGCAAUCCCACGCCCCAUCCACAACUGCUACAAAACCCAAAGCCAUUCAGCGAUAUCUGGUGACCAAUGUCCUAGAAAGCGAGUACACAGACGAUCGUGAUCGGUCCAGAAUGGAAAAAACUCUGAUCGUGCAAAAGGAUAACAGCAAGACCAUGAGGACAAUACACCUCCGGGGAGACUGGUUCGAGACACCAGCACACCCCAAAGCAUACGUACACGUCAUUGGCGACUUUUCUGCUGAUGGGCGAUGCAUCAUUGAUGAUUCCCAAAACAUUCUGGUCUUGCAUCCCGAUCAACUGGUCUCCGCAACAGUAGUCGCCGAUUCUUUUAGUUGCAUGCGGAGGGCUGUCUUGCAAGACCGCGUCAAAGCCACUAGCGAAGCAACUGCUCCUCUUGUCUACGGCACCAUGCUCCACGAGAUCUUCCAAGAAGCCCUGAUGGCGAACAAGUGGGAUCUCCGGUUCCUCAGCACAAUUAUCGACAAAGUCAUCGAGAAACAUGUAGAGGACCUGUACAAGAUCAAGGUCAGCACGAGUAUUGCCAGGGAGCACCUGCAGUCCAAGAUGACUGAGUUGAGUUGUUGGGCUUCGGCCUUUGUCUCCUCUCAGCCCAAGGCAAAGUAG
Molecule: messenger RNA, 2043 nt
Organism: Colletotrichum aenigma
Lineage: Eukaryota; Fungi; Ascomycota; Sordariomycetes; Glomerellales; Glomerellaceae
Gene: DNA2-0
Product: DNA replication ATP-dependent helicase/nuclease DNA2
Exons: 5
Coding region: 1-2043 (680 amino acids)
Source: RefSeq, a predicted model, not a curated record